CGCCGAACUAUUCGGAUUCACCAGAUGUUAACCCCGAAUGAUGCUCGAAUCAGAGUCCACUCUUCAUUCAGGUCAUGAAUAUUCUUCUUACAUUGAAUAUUAUAUAAAGAUCUAACGGAAUGCCCAAGCCCUCAAGUCCCAUUCCAAGCUCGGCAUCACACCAACAUCUCAGUAAACUUCCUCCAAAUAACAACUAUGGCCACCCCAAAGAUCGUUCUCAUCACUGGAGGUAACAGUGGCAUUGGCUAUGAAGCCGUCAAAGCAUUACUAGAGUCCAACAAACCCUACCACAUUCUCCUCGCUAGCCGUUCGCUAGAAAAGGGCGCACUUGCCGUCCAGAGUCUUCAUGAGGAAUGCCCUGAGUCAACAAACGCAGUUGAAUCAGUCCAGCUCGACCUCACUAGCGAUUCGUCAAUCAGCGAACUUUUCGACCAUGUCAAGGAUAGCCAUGGAUAUCUUGACGUCCUCGUGAACAAUGCUGGCGCCACAUUCGACAUCGAAUUCCUGGCCGGCAACGUCACUCUCCGCGAAUGCUUCACCAAAUCCUAUGAUGUCAACCUUGCAGGCACAAACGUCUUAACCUGGACUUUCAUCCCUCUCUUACUCAAAUCCUCCGACCCCCGCCUAAUCUUCGUAGCCGGGCUAUCCCACCUCUCGCAAGCAUCUGAGAAAUACUUCCCCACGCCGCCACAGCCAGCUGGAUGGCCGAAGAACAUCGACUUUGAGACUAUUGGAUACCGAUGCAGUAAAGUUGCACUCAAUAUGCUGAUGUUGGACUGGAAUCAUAAACUCAAGGAAGAUGGGGUUAAGGUUUGGUGUGUGGGACCGGGUUUUUUGGCGACGAAUCUUGGAAAUAUGAAGGAGAAGGUUAAGGAGAUGGGUGGCGGGCAUCCAAGUAUUGGAGGGAAGGUGCUUCGGAGGGUUGUUGAGGGAGAGAGAGAUGCAGAUGUUGGGAAGAUUGUUCUUGGGGAGGGGCUCUGUCGAUUCUAGGUGCAGAUUCGAGCAAGUACUUUAAUAUCUUGCUUUGGAUAUGAAGGUUCUGGACGCGGGAUGAUG
This is a messenger RNA of Lindgomyces ingoldianus, 1056 nucleotides long. Its product is annotated as NAD(P)-binding protein. The transcript has 2 exons. Bases 196 to 990 code for a protein of 264 amino acids. NCBI's taxonomy places the organism in Eukaryota, Fungi, Ascomycota, Dothideomycetes, Pleosporales, Lindgomycetaceae. The record is from RefSeq and is a predicted model, not a curated record.